AUGAAUGCGAUCAAAGUUAAACGUGGUUACGCUAAAGGUACCCUGACACGUGCAGCACAGUAUGCAGAGUCGCUGCCAGUUGACAUUACUCUUGCUGAACUUGAGAUUCGGUUAGAAAGGCUUCACCAAGCUUGGUUAGAUUUCUUGUCUCUAAAUCAUGAAUUAUAUCAACAGACUUCUUUUUUAAAAACUUUAAACUCCGCGACACAAAAAUCAUCGGUUAAGCUGCCUACAGCUUAUAUUGCUAUUUUUGAUGGAAAGUAUGAAGACUGGCCUGAGUUUAAAGAUCUUUUUUUGAGUUCGGUUGAUCGGAACACUAACCUGAGCGGUGCUCAAAAGUUUCAAUACCUUAAGUCGUUUCUGCGCGGUGGUGCUUCGGGUUUACUUAAACACAUGCGGUGUUCAGAAAAAAAUUAUGUUGCGGCAUGGGAUAGGCUAGAAGCAAGAUACGAAAAAAAGAAUCUCAUUGUUCAGUCCUUUGUUGAAUCUUUUCUUUCGUUACCUUCGUCUAAUUCUGAAAACAUUCAGGUACUCCGUAAGAUAACAGAUGGUGCAGAUGAGGUCAUCCGAGGGUUAAAUGCAUUACAAUCUAAUAAUCGCGAUCCGUGGCUAAUAUAUUUGCUAUUGCAAAAGGUCGAUCCAGACACACGACAGGCGUGGGCUGAUAACUUGGGAGCACAAGAAGACGCUACAAUAGAUCAGUUUUUGACCUUCUUACAGACUAGGUGUAGUAAUUUAGAGGCGUGUACUUCACUAACCACAACAAGAAAGAAAACCAUUACACCAGUUCGGUCACAUUUAGUGGAAUCAACACAAAAUUGCCCUAAAUGUCAUGGUGGUCACAUCUUACCUCAAUGUACGGAUUUCAUUAGUCUCGAUGUCGUUUCUCGUCGUGAGUUUGUCAAAAAACAUUCAAUUUGUUUUAACUGUCUCCGUCAAGGUCAUGGUUCGUAUAAAUGUCGGUCAAACUUUCGGUGUAAAACAUGCAAGGCGCGUCAUCACUCACUGGUUCAUCCUACACACAAUCCAGCAACUGAACAUUCUUCUUCUAAUGACCUUCAAAGUAAUAAUACAACAUCUCUUCCAAAUCCUCCGAUUGUUUCCAAUCAUUCGCUUGAAUCUUCUCGUCCGUCUCAUACAAUUCUUCCCACAGCAAUUGUUAAGAUUCAAGAUAGCCAGGGAUUUUUUCAAACCAUACGCCUUUUGCUCGAUACAGGUUCUCAGGUUUCGUUUAUAACCGAACAUGCUGUUCAACGCCUGGGCCUUAAACGCAAACGAUCUCGAAUUCCAAUAUCUGGAAUUGCAUCAACUUCAGCUGGUGUAACUAAUGGUUUAGUUACCGCCAAUCUUCACUCUCGAUUUAACUCUAGUUUCGUUGAAGUUGAUUGUUUCAUAAUUUCAAAACUUACUUCAGUAUUACCUUCGUGUUCCAUAGUUAACAUUGAUUCAAGUCGUCUAUCAUUCGAUCUAGCAGAUCCAACUUUCAAAGAGCCUGGUGAAAUUGAUAUUUUGAUUGGUGCAGAUAAGGUGUUCAGCAUCAUAACUGGCCCUGCAACCCCAGCAGAGCAUCAAGUACCGGAAAGGAUUCCUACUAUUUUUGGUUGGGUUGUAGUUGGUCAAUUUAAUCAGAAUACUUCUGGACUUGUUACAUUCUGUACCCAGUUAGAUUUCAGCCAAGACUUUGACCUCGAGAGGUUUUGGAGAUUAGAAGAAGUUUCUAAUGUACCUGUUCUUUCUUUAGAAGAACAACAAGCUGAAGACAGUUUUGUGAAUACUCACAUUCGUCAUUCUGAUGGAAAAUUUAUGGUGGAAUUGCCUUUCAAGCCCAAUCAAAGGACUUUUUUUGGAAACUCUUUUUCAGUUGCUUUCAAUCGUCUGCAGUCAAUUGAAAGAAAAUUCGCAUCGAAUCCUGAUUUAAAAAGUCAAUAUUCAAAGUUUAUGAACGAAUACUUGGAAUUAGGACAUAUGAAAGAGGUGCCACCGAAUGAGAUUGCAGUUGAUAACAACAGGUGUUACUACUUACCCCAUCAUGCUGUAUUUAAGAGCGAUAGUAGCACAACUAAAAUAAGGGUGGUUUUUGACGGUUCAGCCAAAAGUUACAGUAGUAUGUCAUUAAACGAAUGUCUUCUCGUAGGUCCUACAAUUCAGCGUGAUAUAUUUUCGAUAUGCCUAAGAUUUCGACGACACAAAUACACAAUAUCGGGAGAUAUAGAGAAAAUGUAUCGUCAGAUAUGGGUGUCUCCUAAGCAUUCUGAUUUUCAAAGGAUAUUAUGGCGGGAAUCACCUGAAGGUCCAGUCAAACAUUAUCGCCUUCUUACAGUCACUUAUGGCACGACUUCAGCACCUUUUUUAGCAGUUCGCUCCCUCCAACAGGUAGCACUUGAAUCCGCUCUUUCACAUCCUGUUGCUUCGUCGAUUAUCCUCAACGAUUUUUACGUAGAUGACGUAAUGACCGGGGCAGAUUCUAUCGAUGAGGUGAUCAAGCUGCAAGCUGAACUAGUCGAAUUAUUAAAAUCUGCUGGCUUCCAUCUCAGAAAAUGGACAACCAACUGCUGGCCUUUGCUUUUGUCAAUACCAGAGGAACAAAGAGAGCUGUCUCCAGUUGAUUUUGAGGAAUCGAGUUCAAUUAAAUUAUUAGGAUUGCAAUGGUGCCCAUCGAGAGACUGUUUUUCUUAUAAGGUUCGCUUGGAUACAUCCAAAACUGUCACUAAACGUCGAAUACUUUCGGAAGCAUCUAGAAUUUUUGACCCAAUCGGAUUUUUGGCCCCAGUUGUUGUUGGUGUGAAAAUAAUAAUGCAGAACCUCUGGAAAGAAAAGUUAUCUUGGGACGAAGUAGUUCCAGAGCAUCUGGUCGAUCGUUGGACAUUAAUUCAUCAAGACCUUCAUCAACUUGAAAAUUUAAGUAUCCCUAGAGUAAUGUGGUCGGACAAAAACAAUUAUGAACUACAUGGCUUUUGCGAUGCUUCUUUAGACGCCUAUGCAGCCGUCGUUUAUUGCAGAAGUGUUAAUCCAGAUGAAAGUGUAUCGGUUUCUUUGGUAGCAGCUAAAACUAAAGUAGCACCCAUCAAAAUACUUUCGCUUCCCAGACUUGAACUCUGUGGAGCUCUUCUUUUAACCCGUCUAAUAAAUAAAAUUCAGAUUUCUUUACAGGAGAAAGAAUCUAAAAUCUUUGCUUGGACGGAUUCAUCUAUAGUUCUCCAUUGGUUGUCAGCAGUACCAAAAAGAUGGUCGGUAUUCAUUGGCAAUCGAACCUCGGAGGUUUUGUCUUCAUUACCUCGUAAGAUGUGGAAUCACGUACGCUCGGCCAGCAACCCGGCAGAUAUUGCUUUUCGUGGUAUUUCACCAUCGCAUUUGUGUUCAAAUGAGAUGUGGUGGAAGGGAUCUCAUUGGUUAAGCUUGGACAGACAUUUUUGGCCUACAUCACCUCCCGUUCCAGAAGAAUUUUCAAAAGAAGAGCUAGAAGAGAGAAAAUUACCUAGAGGCAAGACAAAGGUAUUUGUAUCUUAUUUAGAAACAGACAAUAUUAUGGAUCUAGUUAUUGUAGAUACAUUGAUUAAAAAUGUAUCUAACUGGAAUAAAAUUAUUCGUGUAGUUGCAUAUGUGCGCCGGUUUUUACGUAAUUAUGUACGAGACAAAAAAUAUCGAACUGUUGGACCUUUGUCUACAAAAGAACUUUUACAUGCUAAAAUUGUUAUUAUAAAAAAGGCGCAGUAUUCGUUGUUUUCGUUCGAAAUCGGUCUUUUGAAGAGAAAUAAGCCUUUAUCAAAGAGAAAUAAACUUGUGUCGUUAAGCCCUUUUCUCGAUGCUUUUGGAGUGCUUCGCGUUGGAGGUCGUAUUCAACAAUCAACUUUAAGCUAUGACCAAAAACACCCUGUAAUUUUGUGCAAAACUCAUCCCAUUUCAACUCUUAUAGUAACUUAUAAACAUAACCAAUAUUUGCAUUCGGGAGUAACAUUAACUUUUUCUUUAAUAAAAGCGAACUUUUAUAUUCUUGGGUGUAGAAAUCUGAUCCGUAAAAUUGUACACAAAUGUAUCGUUUGUUUCCGUCAACGCGUUACAACUUCACAGCAACUAAUGGGCAAUCUCCCAAUUGAUCGCGUUGUUUAUUCACGACCAUUUAGUAAAGUUGGAUGUGACUACGCCGGUCCGAUUACGUUGCGUUCAUCUCGAUUACGAAAUGCUAAAUUGGUUAAAUCGUACAUAGCAUUAUUCGUUUGUUUUGUUACGAAGGGAAUCCAUCUCGAACUAGUUGGAGACCUCUCGACAAAUGCUUUUUUGUUAGCCUUAGACCGAUUUGUUGCGCGUCGCGGUAAACCCAGCGAAAUUUGGAGCGAUAAUGGUACGAACUUCCACGGCGCGAAACGAACUCUGGAUGAAAUGUAUAAUCAACUUCGAAGUCAACACCAUAACACCAUUGUAGCUGAUCACCUGUCAAGGGAUGGCAUAAGCUGGAAAUUUAUCCCUCCUGCAGCCCCACAUUUUGGAGGCUUAUGGGAGGCAGGUGUAAAAUCUGUCAAGACCCACAUCAAACGUGUUAUUGGUGAGAACAAGUUGACAUACGAAGAGAUGUACACGUUACUAGCAAAAAUCGAAGCUCUGCUGAAUUCGCGUCCCAUGUGGCAUGUAUCAGAUAGUGAACCAACUGCAUUGAGUCCAUCACAUUUUAUGAUUGGGGAACAAUAUGUUGCAGUUCCUCAAUCAAAUAUUUCAAAUAAUUGUAUUAAAACUAAUUGGUUUGCUUUACAGACUUUACUCCAAGGCUUUUGGAAGCGAUGGCAUCAGGAAUAUCUGACAUCCCUUCAACAUAGACCAAAGUGGCAAAAACUUAAAUUGAAUCUUCAAGUUAACGAUAUCGUUCUUCUCAAAGAGCCAAACCUGCCACCCUCCAAAUGGAUUAUUGGUCGUAUCUCGCAAAUACAUCCUGGAAAUGAUGGUGAAGUCAGAGUCGUCACUGUUCACACGAAUUUUGGCAACUACACUCGUCCAAUAUCUAAGGUAGCUCCACUUCCUAUCACUGAAAGACCGGAGUCUUCCAGGGGGGGCUGA
Molecule: messenger RNA, 5046 nt
Organism: Eupeodes corollae
Lineage: Eukaryota; Metazoa; Arthropoda; Insecta; Diptera; Syrphidae
Exons: 2
Coding region: 1-5046 (1681 amino acids)
Biological process (GO): DNA integration; proteolysis
Molecular function (GO): nucleic acid binding; aspartic-type endopeptidase activity
Source: RefSeq, a predicted model, not a curated record